Messenger RNA from Fonsecaea nubica, 1164 nucleotides. RefSeq lists its product as hypothetical. The transcript is spliced from 2 exons. Gene Ontology annotation, molecular function: inositol hexakisphosphate kinase activity; inositol-1,4,5,6-tetrakisphosphate 3-kinase activity. Gene Ontology annotation, biological process: phosphatidylinositol phosphate biosynthetic process; inositol phosphate biosynthetic process. The record is from RefSeq and is a predicted model, not a curated record. The coding region runs from base 1 to 1164 and encodes 387 amino acids. NCBI's taxonomy places the organism in Eukaryota, Fungi, Ascomycota, Eurotiomycetes, Chaetothyriales, Herpotrichiellaceae. Gene Ontology annotation, cellular component: nucleus; cytoplasm.
AUGGAGAGCUCUAGCUCAACACACCCAACCAAAAAGGUUGCAGCGAAGUUCUCAGAGUCCGAGCUGGUACGAUUCGACCACACCGCUGCUGGCCAUGAUGGCAUCAGCUCCAAUGCCUCGGGUUCGCUCAUUAUCAAGCCCUGCACGCAGGCUGAGAUCGACUUCUACGAGUCCGCCAAAGACCACCCCUUGUUCCAGGCCCACAUGCCUACUUUCCUGGGGUCGCUCUCCGAGAAUGACGACCAAGAAGCUGUAGCGCCGUUGUUGCAGACCUCUCAAGAUGGCGUUGCUGCUCCAGCUGCGGUUCAGGGGACCGCCCCGAACACUGUACUGGGGCUCAACAGGCGCACUUCCUGGAAACCUUCCGGCGGCCAGAAACUCUCUACGGGCCUGGCGAUCGUUCUGGAGAAUGUCGUGUCCGGUUUCAAGCACCCCAAUGUGCUGGACGUUAAGCUCGGUGCCAGACUGUGGGAUGACGACGCGCCGUUGGCCAAGAGAAGGAAACUAGAUGACGUGGCGGCGAAGACAACGAGCGGGAGUCUAGGCUUUCGUCUUGCUGGGAUGAAAGUGUGGGCUGACUCCGGGGUCGAGGUGACCCCCGCGGAGAAAGAGUACGUCGAGGUCAAGAACGGGUACAAAUCCUACAACAAGUUCUACGGGCAGUCUUUCAAGGCAGAGAACGUCGUUGAUGCCUUCGAGACGUAUUUUGGCGGCGUCAGUGGCAGCCGCCAGGACGACUCGACCACUGGAAAGAACUCCCGAUUCAAGAGCCAGCGCGCCGAGUUUCUCAUCCGCCGGUUCAUCAGGGAACUGGAGAGUAUACAGUACGUGCUGGAAAACGAGGAGAGUCGAAUGUACAGCGCGAGCGUGUUGAUGGUGUAUGAAGGAGAUCCGGAGACGCUCGAGGCCAGCAUUGUGAAAGAGGAAGACGAGGAUGCCAGAGACGCAGGGGAUGGAGACAACGAGGACAACGAGGAAGAUGAAGAUGAAGACGACAACGACGACGAUGACGACGAAGAUGUCCGACCGCACAAGGUCCACGAAGUACGCCUCAUCGACUUUGCCCACGCGAGGUGGACGCCUGGCGACGGUCCGGACCAGAAUGUCCUUGCGGGCAUCCGGAGUCUGCUCCGGAUUCUGCGGGAUUUGGUCAAGGGAGACUAA